Xyrichtys novacula (pearly razorfish) is the source of this 13228-nucleotide messenger RNA. Lineage: Eukaryota; Metazoa; Chordata; Actinopteri; Labriformes; Labridae. The record is from the annotation of a GenBank genome assembly.
GCUCCUCCCCACGUGUCUGUGUGGAGCGGAGUCAACAUGGUCCUUAUACCGACUCAAUCCACUAGCUGAGUUUGUCACUCCUGCUAUAGACCUCUACGCACCUCAUCCAUGGACCGUGUCCCUCACGGAUGAGAUAGCCAAAACUGUUCUUUAAAGUGUGCAGGUGAGAGCUGGGUGAAUUUAAGAAGCUGUCUAGACAAAAAAGGAGGAGUUAUUUCAGGCCUCUUCUUACCUUUAGUGUGUUAUUUUGACUGGCAUGUGUUGCUAGCUUACUAAUGCUAAGCUACGCUUCCUUGCUAGGUAAUGCACCACCGGCUACUCCUCUAGGUUCGCAGACUAGCUCGGCUGUUUUGGUCUGUUUGUAAAGAAAACGAUAGGAAUUAUUCAGUUAAUUGUUUCUGAAUAACUUUGACGUGUUUAAAUUUACUCAACAAAGCAGAAUCAUCUUUGUAGAGCAGGCCGCUGACAACUUGCAUGAAGGUUUGGUGCUAGCAGGCUAAUGAAGCUAACGUGUCCAGUUAUGUGACAUUUUUCAUUGAUAAAUCGCCUGUUUGAGGCGUUCAGGUAACACUCAUCAGCUUUAUGUGAAGAUUAUUCCUAUAUGUUUACAUGAGGAUCAUAUAAUUAACAUGUGGAUUACACUGUCUUACAUCAUGUUGGUUGUACUUGAUUGUGUCAAUGAUAAUAUCACAUGAUAAAGUGAAUGUUUAUACUCUGGCACUUGUAAUUAUUUGUCUUCUGUUUUGGUUUGGAUGUCAGAAUAAGUUAGUACUGUCUCAGGUUUUCUUAUAUUGGAUAAUUGUGUUUAACUCUCCUGUUGUCCUAAUGUGAUGUUGAUGAUGAUGAUGAAUCACAUUGCAGUCAUCAGACCUCUUUGUUAACAGGUCUGGGUGUAACUCUGAAUGUAUGUGCAGCUCUAAUAAUGAAUAUCUGUAACCCGGCGUGUCUUUGAUUCCAGGUUAGAUCUCUGAGAUCUGCUGCAGUCCCCCCUCUGUUUCAUCUCUCAUCCCCUCCUCGCUCUGUCUGCAUCAACAUGGCAAGCGGGGAUGAUGAUGACCCCAUUAUAGAAGAGGUGCGUCCAUACCUCAAGCUUAAAGAUAUGUGCCAGUGAAACACUUAUAGAUCUGACUUUUCUCUCCUUAGAUUUACAUAGUUGUCAAACAUCCAAAACCAACCAGCAGCAGCAUUCAAAGGUAUAUUCCAGCAUAAAAUUAAUUUAGGGUCAAACACACCGUACACCAAGUUAGACACCCCCUCGAGAGAUAAAUGUUGCCGAACGUUUGCUUCUCUAGUUAUACCAACUUUAGUAACGACCGCAGGAUAGAAAUACACAGCGGUCUAAAAAAGCAUAAACAAACCUCAACCAGAACGCCACUCUUAACAGCACCUAACUUUAUCAACAGCACAUAUAGAGUCCCAGCCACAGCAUUAGCCACCAAACAUCUCUUUAACUUUGCCUAAUUUCUUUAGCAAAGAGACUAAUCACAACUCAGCUACUCUCUUCCAGCAGCCGCUUGUUUGUAGCGAGACCUUGACCAGUGACGCAGUGACAGCGGGGUGACGCAGCUCAAGAAAGAACAUUUAUGAUCAUUACUUCAUGGAAAUGCAAUCAAGCAGAAGAACUACCGCGUCUGCAGAGCAAAAUGAUAAAUAUGGUGAUUCUUACUUCAAGAAAAUGAUAAAGAAAUGAUCAUAAAUGUUCUUCCUUGAGCUGCGGCACCCCACAGCAGUCGAUGGACUCGCCCAGAGGUCUCGCUACAAACAAGCGGCUGCUGGAAGAGAGUAGGUGAGUUGUGUUUAGUCUCUUUGCUAAAGAAACCAGGCAAAUUUGAAAAGAUGUUUGGUGGCUGGGUCCCUAUAUGUACUGUCGAUGAAGUUAGGUGCUGUUCUGAGCAUUAUUUGUGGCGUUUUGGUUGAGGUUUGUUUACGGCUCCUCAGACCGCUGUGUAUUUCUAUCCUGCGGUCAUUACUAAAGUUGGUAUAACUAGAGAAGCAAGCGAUCAGUAACAUUCAUCUCUGGAGGGGCUGUCUUGCUUGGUGUUACGGUGUGUUUGACCCUAAAUUAAUUUUACACCAGAAUAGCCCUUUAAGUGGAGGACCAGGGACUGGAAUUGCUCAGAUUUUGGUGAUGCCACUGAAUGUUUUUGACUUCAUAGGCAAAAUAAGGCUCUAACAUUUACAUCUAAACUGGUCUUUUAACAUAACACAGAUGUCUGACCUGUGCUUCUGUGAUGUUGUGUGUAACUCAGGCGAUAUAGACUGAUCUGUCCCUCACUCAUGACUGAGAUUAAUGUGUCUUUGUUUCAGAUCGAUGUUUACCUCGCUAAAAGCCUUGCGGAUAAGCUCUAUCUCUUCCAGGUAUCUCUUUCCUUCAGUGACUGUUUACAUAUUCAAAUCCAGCCUCAGUCACAGUCUAACCAAAGUCUUCGUCUCUGAACACAGUACCCCGUCAGACCCUCUACUAUGACCUAUGAUGAUGUCAGCCACCUAGCUGCGAGGAUUAAACCCAAGCAACAAAGGGUAAGAUCAGCGUUUUUCUCAUAUUGUAUCAGCUGCUGUCGUAGAACAUAAUUGUAAUUUAUUUUGCUCCACCUGUGAUUACAGGUGGAGCUGGAGAUGGCCAUCAACACGAUGAGUCCAAACUACUGUCGCAGCAAAGGAGAGCAGAUUGCUCUGAAUGUGGACGGCACGGCGUAUGAUGAAACCAACACUUACACAGCGUAUGUUUAAGAAAAGAAAACUGCAUUCACAAGAAACCUGUUUGAAGGUUAUUCUGAAAUAGUCAGAAUGAGUUCAUCUGCACCCAAGACCAGCAGAAAAGACACAUGAAGUUUUCCUACUGUCAUGUCUGUGCAGUUUCUAGAACAUCUGCAAACAUGCCAUUAAAAGAUGUCCAGUGAUUCCUGAAACCUCAGCGUCACAGUGAACAGCUGUCUUACUGUCACAGCUCUCAGACUCUGUUUCUUCUCUUGUUUUUCUUCUGCAGGAAAAUGAUGGACAAGCAGACCUUUUCCUCCAUCCAGGCCACCACCAACACAUCCAGAUAUGCUGCUGCCGUGUUUCGCAAAGGUGUGAUCCGGCUCUUUAGCCUAAUUAUCAUCGAGCGUGUGGCGAGUCUAACCUGUUUCUUAUGACUACACAAAGGUCACUCCUGCAGUUUGCUCAGAGUCCAUGUGAACCUCUUAUCAGUGUCGCCUUUUUUUAUCUAAUCUAAAGUUUUAUCUCACCUCUGAAUGUGACUCGAUGACUGUCGCACAUCAGUAUGAUCAACUUCAUGAUAUAAAAACACGAGUUAUGUUGUUUCUCACUUAGACGACACCUCAGGGCCACCAAAGUGUUUUUUCCUGCCAUCCCCCAUUUCUUAAAAUUCAUCCAGCACCUGAAGUUAUUAAACUACAUGAUCUCCUGUUGCUUUCUGCCCUUUGCAUCCACUAACCUUCAGCACCUGACACUUGCACUGCAGGUGAAACGAUCUGGAAAUCUGAGUCGUGUAUUUGGACUCCUUUUUAAAAAUGUGCUGCUGAUGAAUAUUGUGAAAAGAUCUGAGACCAAACAGCAGGAGGUGGGAUGAGGACUUGUAUCUGGACUUAAGAACCAGUAACCAGAUCACAGAGUCAUCAUUACUAUAUCUCUAUCCACAGGUGAGCUUCAUGUCACCCCUCUGACCGGGAUCCUUCAGAUGAGACCCAGUUUUUCGUACCUCGACAAGGCAGACAACAAAACCAGAGAGAGGGAGGCGGCCAACGAAGGUGUGUUUACUUUUCAAAGAUGUAUUUAUUUUAAAAGACGCAGUAGUCAUCUUUUUAUUCUUGUAUGCCUAAUUAGCUGAUCAUAAAUCGUAUCCAAUCUAAUCUGGAGUUUACCAUAACGCUAUAACCAUCCAGAGAUAAAGAAGCACAGACAGCAUCUUGCAGCCUGGCACUGUUUGUCAGUAUGAUAUUUGUCAGAUAUGGUUAUAUGUGGGUGUGUCUGAUAAAGUCGAGAGUAAUUAGAUUAGAUUAGAUAGAACUGAAUUUAUCUUUUUGGGGAAAUUCCAGUAACAUCAUGUACAGAAAAGAAAAAAAGAAUAAUCAAAUAUACAAUACAUAAAAAAUAACUUUUGAUAAUUCAAGCAUUUAUUUAUAAAAAGUAAGAUUCAAAGAUUUAAUGAGUGACUAGCACAGGCAUGUAGAUGAGGUCCGAAGGUGGUGGUUCAGGAUUUGCCAGUCUAAUCCACUCACAGCAAACCUGUGAACAAAGUUUAACCACAGACUCAGUGACCCAGAGUUCAGCCCUCUGAGAGAAACACGGCAUUUUUGUCUGGGAGGGAUAAGAAAUCAGUCACUUUCAGCUCAUCCAUAGAUUGAAAUAAAUAAAAUACUUGCAGCUCUUCACAUAUAAGGAUUUGGCUGUUUUUAUGUAGAUUCACUUGAGGUUAAUGUCAGGUUAAUGUCCGAGACACUUAAAGGGUGGACUCUGGAAAAAUGAAAAUACUAAAUAAGAUACUCUUUUUUUUCCCCACCUUGCUACUUGACUACUUUUUAUCUACCAAACAGAAAAAGUUUCUAAUUAGUUACAAAUAUAAGUCAUCAAGUAACCUCAGAUCUGACAGCAGAGCUCAAUUGACUGUAUUUUAUUUUUAAAGGAAACAACAUUUCAAAGAGGAAAAUUGAACUUGUCAUAUAACUUUGAGUCUUGACUUCUUCAGGAGGAGAUUCCUCUCAGGAUGAAGCCGAGGAGGAAGUCAAGGCCAUUACGGUAAAACCUGAAGCCCACAAACUCACGAGUCUUCAGCUCGGUUUGUAAAUAUGAACCCGUCACUCACAGAUGGCUCCGUCUGUCCUCUCCAGGUGAGGUUUGCCCGUCCGGAGUCGGAGCAGGCCCGGCAGAGGAGGAUCCAGUCGUACGAGUUCCUCCAGAAGAAGCAGGCGGAGGAGCCGUGGGCUCACCUGCGCUACCACGGUGUCAGGGUACGAGAGCGCUGCUUUAUCAAACUCAAGAACAAUUUAGAGAUUGACAUUUUCUCCCCCCUGGAUUCUGGGCAGUUGAUGAUUUUGUGAUUUUGAUUUUUGAUCCAGGACAGCAGAUCGGAGCACGAGAAGCAGUACCUGUUCUGUCAGUCCGUGGACGCCUCGCAGAACACGGAACUGGUCAAAACUCCCAAGUGAGUAAUCGAGAUCUUUCCAAAGAUAAUAAUUUUCUGAGCCAGGUUUUAGUGAUCUUAGAGAAACAUUAAAGUCAGGAAGAAAAAGGCCGAUUGUGUUCACACUGUGAGAAUUUCAGGAGCUCAGUCUGAUGAUCAACCUUCCUCCGACUCUCUGUUCUGUAGGGAGUACCUGGCCAUGCUGAUGCCUCCUCUGGCGGAGGAGAAAGUGUACGUUUUCCUCUCGUUUCAGACUUGUUCUAAAAGUUGAAAAUGUCAUAAACCCAGAGAUAAAAAGUUUCUAAUGUUUUUCUUAUUUUGUUUGUUUCUUUGCUCGUCAGUGUGAAGCCGGUCGGUCCCAGUAAUGUGCUCUCCAUGGCUCAGCUCAGAACGCUGCCGCUGGGAGACCAAGUCAGGACCCUGAUGAAGAACGGUAUGUGAUCUUUUUUAAGCUGCUGAUAAUCUGAUGGUUGUUUCCUUUUUUUUCCUGUUUUUUUUCUGAUCGUGUCUCCUCUGGUUUUCAGUCAAAGUCAUGCCGUUUGCGAACCUGAUGGGCCUGCUCGCCUCCGGCACGGACUCCACCGCAGUGCUGCGCUGCAUCCAACAGGUGGCACUGCUGGUUCAGGGGAACUGGGUGGUUAAAAGGUGAGAGGAAGCAGCUUGUGACAGAUUUUAAUAAGAGCUCCUGUUUGUUUUUCUCUUAUGAACGUUUUCCACCGAGGAGCUGAGUAAUAAAGUUCCUUAUUUUCUUCCCAGUGAUGUUCUGUAUCCUAAAAACACCUGCAGUCCUCACAGCGGCGUCCCGGCUGAAGUGCUGUGUCGUGGCAGAGACUUUGUGGUGAGCUGGUCCUCUUUAUGAAACCUUAAACAGAGCAGUGUCCCAUAAUGAGUCUUUGUCUGUUUAAUUUUAAAGUCACAGUCUCUCAGUUUGUCUGUUUUUGUCGUUAGAUGUGGAGAUUCACUCUGGAGCGCUCUGUGAUGAGGAAGGAGAUCACCGCCAUCAUCAAAGUAAGAAACGAGACCUGCUUGGUGAUAGAUGGCGCCCAUUUUUAUAGAAACUAAUUUUUGCCUCAUAUUUUUAAAGUUAUGGUUGACGAAACGAUUUGGAAAAGGCGUCCCACCCCUCAAAACACAAACCUCUUCCCUCUGUGCUCCACGAUAACUCCCCCAAACCUGUAUCGCCUCCCCCACGACACACCCCCUCUGACAGAGCAAGAAACCGGCCGGCAGAAGAUCCUGCGCUAGCUUCGAAUAGGAUUCACCAUUUGAUAUCAAGAUAUCAAGACUCGAGCACAACAAGAGAAGAAGUCAGAGUUUAUAAAAUACAAGAGUUAAAACAACGAGCUAAAACGGUUAAAAAAGACGUGGUUUAAUCUUUGAUCGAGGGUUUGGAAAUGCAGAUUGGACGUGUGCAGAUGGUGUUAAAAACUAAAAGCUGAUCUCUGAAGUUCAGCAUUAGUAAAUUAAAUCACCUCACUGAUUAAGUCUGUUAUCGUCGCUCAGAUGCUGAGCCUCCUCCGUCUCUCCUCUCUCACCUUGAAGCUGCUGCUGCUCCUUUGUCAUCCGGGUAAACCCGACUCACUCCUCUUCCUCUUUUGUCUUCGCAGCUUCCUCCAGAGGACGUGAAGGAGUUCCUGGAGCAUGUUUCGGCUCCUCGGGUGAACCGGGGUUGGGAGUUCCUUCUGCCGACAGAUAAGGAGUUUGUUAAAAAGCACCCAGACGUCGCUCACAGGCAGCACAUGCUGUGGCUCGGCAUUCAGAGCAAGUAGGUCGCACCCAUAAAAGCAGAUUUACUCCAACGUUAUAGACGAGUCAUGAAAGAGACGCUAAAAGUCUUUUCUUUCGUUUAAGGCUGGAAAAAGUCUUCAACUUCUCCAAAGAGGACUUCAUGCCAAAGAAUUGUCCUCAGCCCGGUGUGUUCAGAGUUAUUUUUAAGACAGAAAUGAAAUAUCGAGCAGAAAGGGUCAAAAUGAGCUCAUGUGUUUGCUUUUUCUCAGAGCCCGUCCACGUGAGCGGGGAGCAGCGUCUCAAGGCGGCUCAGGAGCGCGCUCAAGAACACCGCGCAUCCCUUCAAAAGGACCUGGAUGCCAAACGAGCUGGAAGCGGCGCCCGCGUCAAACAGGAGCCGGCCAGGGAGGACGAACCCAUGGACACUUCCUCUUCCUCCUCUUCCAUCCCUAACGGUUCUGUCAACGGUUACCCCGGCUUCGAUCACACGAACGGUAACGGGGCCGACGCGGCGUCUCUGGAGCUGCAGGACUUUGUGAGAAAGACUUUCAGGAAGCAUUUCGUGCUGACGCUGAACGAGUUCAAGAGGCUGUUUAACCUCCACCUGGCCUCCAUGCCGGUGGGUCAGAGCAUCUUCCAGUCCAUCUCAGACCACAUGCUGCAGGAGGCCAUACUGCUCAGCCCGUGCAGACAGAUAAUGGUGCCUGUGAGUAUGAAGGAGCGACGCCAUACAGCUCAUUCUUGAUAGAUGAUGCACGGAUACCCCAGUUUCUGUCUCUGUUAUGGUUUAAUCUGAUGAUGAAACCAUCUGCAAACAACACAGAGUAAUAUUUGAAAACCAGAGUGAGAAGUGUGAGGAGUUGUAUGCACAUCUGAUAGAGAGCAUAAACUAGCUCUUGUGGUUUCUUGUUGGGGUGACCAAUCACAGAUCAGCAGAUUUUGGCGUCUGCUGUAUGGAGAGCAAAAGCAGGCAGAAACUAAUCUACGAUAAUGACUUUCCGGCUUCCAUCGCGGGGUCAAAUUCUGGUGCAUAGAUUAAGUAAGGUCUAGGAGAUAAACCGAAAAUGUACCCAUACCGAAAUUUCUUCCUUCAGUCCAUCCUUCUGCCAGCCAGCCAAGGCAGUUUCUCAAUUUGACAAUAUCUCACAUUGCAACAUUUCUUAUCCAUUGGUUGGAAGGGCGCAGGCAGAAGAAACAUCUUAUAUUACCUGCCCCUCACUCAAAGUCUAAUUGUUCUAAUAAUCUAUCACUGAGCAACAUUCAUACCACAAAACAAAACACAACAAAACAAACAGCAGAGUUUCAAAUUGACAUUUCGGUCACUGAGCGAUACUGUAGUCACACCAUGAAGUAAACAAAACAAGCACAAUAAUACAUAUAAAUCAAAGACAGCAUUUGAAGCCGACUCUUCUACAAGCAUCAUGGGUUUCUUUUGUCAUAAUUUCUAAUUUAUGACAAUAACCGACGUCAUUUUGUCCAUAUCAGUAAAUUUGGUGUCAAAAAAAUAGAUAAAUAAAAGUUUGUUUUGGAUGUGUGUAGGUAGGCUAUGGUCUCAUGUCCCUUUUAACGUGACUCCACCCCAUCCAGUCUGUAACAAAGAGGGAGAGACAGGUGAGGAGAUGGAGGACGGUUCAAAAGUUGAAGUAGACGAAGUUAACAUAGGAGGGGGUGAGCAGCUUGUGGAGUAGUUAUCAUCGAUUUAUCGUUAUCGAGGUGAACUGCUCAAUAUAUCGUGAUAUUGAUUUAAGGUCAUAUCGCCCAGCCCUAGAUUAAGCGUACUGGUGCUGGUUCUUCUGGAGCGCUCGCCUUGUUUGGUGAGUUGGUUUGGUGUUUUUCCACCUCUGCAUCCAUCUGCACUGAAUCAGCCAAUCAGCAGCCCCGUUCUGAUUAAUCAGGGCGUGUUGUAGAAGUAUGAUUUUAGAGGUGUUUCACUUAGAUCUCUGUUUAACUGGCUCCACACCUGAGGAACAAGCAGACCUCUAUGUGUCCCAUCAGGUUUUAUAAAGCCCCUGCUGUCCUGAGGUGGAGGAUGAUGAGGAGGGGGUUUCCUGUGCGACCGACUGCCUGAAUGCAAAGAUAUCAGUUUUCUCUCGCAGAAUAACGUCUUUAACGGUCGCCUCGCUCCUGAGCGCUCUGUUGUCUCCACAAGAGCCGAUUCAUCCAUGUGAUACAGGUCUGGUUCUCGGGUUCCACUCGGGUCCCUGGAGCCACCUGAUACCUGUGUUUUAGUCGGUCCUCUAUGUUUGGACUCAGGUUUAAUAUAGAGGGAUCAGACUUGUUUUUGUUGUUUAUUUCAGCCCUCCUUUUGCUCACAGUGCGGGGAGCGGCGUCUCGUCUCAUUAAGCAGAAGAUCUCCUGCCAGGCCCAGCCCUGUCCUGGUUUAGGUCUUAUCCAAUCUGCUUCUCUGACAUGAGAGGAUUUUAAUGGCUGCAGGGGGGGGGGAGUGGCUGAUGGCCGUCUUUGUUAUGCAACAGAUUAUGGCCCUCAAAAUAAAUCUCAUUAGCCAUCAGAGGGGGGCUAAUCUGGUUUGUUGUUUGUAAACUCGGGCAGAUCUGGGACCAGGUGGUACUCCUUCUGUGUUACCGUGAGCCUCAUAGUUCAGACAUUUGACUUCUUAGAGAUCAGGUUUGUGUCAGACGGUGGAGCUCUCAGUGCUGGUCCUUCAGCAGAGCUCUGACCGUUCACGUUUUCAGCACUUGGAAGAGAGAGAGAGCGGCUUUAAGGCGUUAACUGACGGUAACUGAUCUGUUUUUGCACACCUGAAAUUAGUGCUGGGCGGUAAAACGAUAACGAAAUUAAUUUCCCUCAGUAUCGAUAUAGAACAUAGUCGAUGUGCUUUUUUGAUAGUCGUCAUUAAAAAGGAGAAAAGUGCGUUAAGCUAAGGUGUUUGGUGUGUGUCCCUGUUAAAAGACACAGAUACAGAUGUCCAGUUUAGUGGUGGAUUUAUCUGACUGUGGUUCUGCAGAUGCAGAUAUAAAGCAACAAUCAGUACAGCUCACAUCAUACAUAACGUGAACAUCAAGUAGCAUGAGAUAGCAUUCGCCAUAUUCACGUAAACAAUACAUUAACACAAUAAAGCAUCCAACUUGGACAGUGAAACGUCAUAAAACUCACUUCUGUCAUUUACACACAAUAAACCCGAGAUGUGAAGGUGAAUAUCGGGUAAAAACAGGUAAGAGGAUAUUUACGAACUAUCCUCUGCUGCAUCAGGAGGAAAACUAAACUUUCGCUGCUGCAGCAUCUCAUAAAUACACAGCUGCGUUUAAUUGCAUCAGAACUAGGGCCCGACUGAUAUGAAUUUUUGGGGCUGAUCGGCUAGCGAAAAUCGGCUAGCUUUGGCGAUUAGUCUCAGAUGGGCUAAAAUUGACCGAUAUAAUCAGCUUGCCAAUAAAUCGGUCGGGCCCCAAUCGGAACGCCUAUGGUGCGUUCACCAGCAUAGGACAAAUGAAAACUCAUCGUAAAACACGAUAUAACUGAACGGUAUCGCAAAUGCAAAACGUUACAAACCCUCAGCGGCGUAUGAAGCCCACGGCGCCUGAACAGCCGGAACAGCCGACCAUUCAGUCCGAUUUCUCUCGCGCAACGCCUUACAACAAAACGUCAAAGAGACACAAAGACCUCACAGAUGCAGAUUAUCGUAUUGCAAAAGACAUGCUACCAAUAAACACUGUUAAUUUUUUUUAUUCAUAUCGUGAUACACAUCGAUAUCGCCUGAUAUGAAAAAAAUAUAUCAUGAUAAACUUUUUCCCAUAUCGCCCAGCCCUACAUAAAAUCAAGGUUCAUGAGCUCCAAGGCUUGAAAUGAGGUUUUCUACCACUUUUUUUUACCACAUGUGUAAAUGCAGAGUCAUCCACAUAUUAGGCAGCAGGUUUGUGCUUCAGGUUUACAACAUCAAAUUGUUGGUCUUACUCUGGUUCCUGAAACUGAGUUUGACUUCCUGUUAUUAAACGUCGUCUUUAUUGAAGCCAAAAUGCGUCCAAAUUAGAGACAGAGCUUUCUUUGUCCGCUGCGGUCUCUAACAUGUAAAAUAUCUGACAGUUUCUUAUAAUGUAACCUUUCAUCCGCCAUGUUUUACCUCCUCUCUGUCACGCUCGGUAUUUCCUGACUUGUUCCUGAAUCCUAACCAGAUCUCUUCCUCUACAGUUUCCCGCUCAGAGCACUGCGGCGCCUGACGAGCAGAAGGUGUUCGGUUUGUGGGAGACCGGAGAAGACUUUGACAAGGUGAGCGCUCAGACUCUUCCUGUCGCUGCACGUCACCGUCUCUUUCUACAUCUUGUAGAAAACUCAAACCACAAACCUCAACGCAGAGUUUCUCAUGAAGCCGAGACUUCAUGCAGAGUGUGGGCGAUGAUCGCUGCAGAACUUCAGAGGUGAAAAAAGUAGGACACGGCUCGUUCGGCAGAAAACAGCACAGUCAGAGUGGAGAAGCAGCGAAUGAAAACGCUGAUUUUCUUUCUUUUUUAUUCUGGUUUCAAAAAGUGAGAAGAGUGCUAGCUGGAAAUGUCAGUGUCUUUAUUUCUUUUAGGUUUCUUUUAAGAAAUUACAGGUUUGAUGAGGAGAUGCAUUCCCAGCUCAUAGUCCUCUUGAACAUUUGCAGUCCUGAAAAUUUCCAGGAAAUAUCUUGGAGCUCUGGUUUUGCAUUUCCUCACAGGAGCUUUAAAAAUAGAAGUGAAUGUAUUUUCAGGAUUUGGAAGAGCAGGAUAGGAUAGAGCAGGAAAUGAAGAAAGAGACCUUAGAUUGGAUAUAAACCCAGGCUCUCCGCUCAACACAGGAGAGAUGUUUCAACUUUGGCGUCAAACUCUAGAUGGAAAAGUCGCCGAAUGAUCUUUAAACCCGUUUUGUUUUGUUUUUCUUCUCCUCCUGCAGCAUCGUCGGCUCCUCUACGACCUUUUCACCAAGAACUACAGAGUCAGGAGGAACAUGAUUCAAGCCCGACUGGCGCAGGAGUUCGAAGACGUCCCAAAGGCAGACAUCGACCGUCUGCUCAGCGUAAGACAGACGAUGAGGCUGAACUUAAAUUCUUCUGUUUGGUUUUAAUUUCCUGUCGUUGACCUCCUCUGUCGUCUCGCUCCAGGAGUGCUGCAGCAGCCACGCGGGGAUGUGGUACCUCAAAGGGACGAUACAGUCGUGACGCUGAGCGCCUGCCCCCCAUCUGCGAUCACCGUCAGCCAAUCACAUCCUCGCCCUGGUGACCAGCGGGAGGGCAGACAGACAGACAGAAAGACAGACAGACAGAUCAGAGCCAAUCACAACCCGCCCAGCUCAGAGGACAGGUAGGCGGAUCGAGAACAAGGCAUCAGGAAGUGAAUUCAGAGCAUUUAACGUUAACGUGCGAGCGCUCUGAUGCAGCACGGAGGAUCUGAACCCGACACACACUCUCACACACACACACACAGCUGAGUGUCUGAGGGGAGAUAUGAAGAAAACAAGAUACGCUGUACAUACUCGGUUUAUCUUUAGGAUUUUGGAUUUCAUGUUUGAUUAUUUUGAAUUCAACUUUUACUCUGGAAAGCAGCUGUUGCUCAAAGUGCGAUCAGGAUAAUUUUAUUUAAGGGUUCAAAAACACCGACACUCAAGAGGAAGUGAGGAAACCUGGUUUAUUUUCAAUCUGGCUAAAGCAUGUAGAGUUAUAAAAACAUCUUUUCAUGCUUGAUACGAAUUCAAAGGGCUGCGGAGUUCAGACGAUGGUCACCGUGAACGAUAAACUAAAGGCACUUAAAGUGACUCUGCAGUAAUGAGGGGAAAUCACAGAUGUUCUGAAAUCACCCGUUUUCACCACCUGUGGACCUGGACUGCUGCAUCUGAUGUGGCUUUUCUCUUCAGUCAACUGUGAACUGAGCUGAAAACUGAAGUGAACGAGUGACGCUGAGGUUUGUUUCCGGUUGAAUGUGACGAGUUUAUCAAAGUUUUCCUUCAUGAGGCUGAAUUUGAUGAUUAGACCAGAAAAAAUCUCAGUAAUCUGGUUCAGUCGGGAUUUGAUCCACCGCUCGGAAACGCUGGACCAUCUUCCCUGGAACGACGGGGAAGUCGUUGCUAUGGAAACGCUGUUGUAUCUCCAUUCGCUGCUAUCUCGAGCCUCCAUCUAGAAGUGCCUCUGCCUCACACGGCGAUCAGGACAAACUCCCACGUGUUCACUGGCAGGAAAACGCUCAUCGAAAUCCAAACAGUCGAAUCAUGGAAAUAAAUGUCAGAUAAAGAAAUUGUGAUGUGGCACAUUAAACGACACAGCUUUUUCUUUUUUUCAUUUGUUUACUCAAUAAAUAUUGUGAAGCUGUUUGAUGUCUUCUCUCUUACUUUCACAUUCAGAAGCAGGUUUUAAAAACUUUCAGAGAACUUAGAUAUUAUUUAAAAAAACAAAAUCACCACUAAAAUAUAAAC